ACAACUGGAGCCUUUUUAGCUGACUUCAAUUAAGGGUUUGGAGGAUAUGCCUCAUAGUUACGGCCCUUCACUCAGGAGCUUGGGUAAAACGCCAUCACUCUCUGCCCUCACACACGACUCUAAUCCUAAAAGCUUUGAAGAUGGGAUUUUCUUGCCCAGCAGUUGGCACAGCAGAACAUGGCUCCUGGACGACUUUCAAGAAACCUACAGUGAAAGCUCCACUCACCAACCAGACACUUAUGAACAGCACCAGUGCAAAGUGGACCCUUGUGUACAAAGUUCCUGGAUCUCCAGAGCUGACCAAACAACUUGGUCCAAUUCCAAAACCUGUGAACGAACAACAUGCCAGUCAGGAAUCUCUCCAGCUCUGACAGCGUGUGCUUCUCAACCCUGCCAGUCAAGAAGUUGUCGGCAAGUGGGAUUUGCAGUCCAGAGCUAUCAACCUGCAAGUUACAUGUCCAAGUGUUUCCCGCUAAAGUCUACAGUGUCUGAGAGUUGCCAAACUGUGGAGUUUGAAACCAGCCAAUGCUGUUCUCAGGUUCCUGACUCCAGUUCCUGUAACUCCUCGAGGAAUGUUGUCUCUGGGACACAACUCGUGGAAUCUUCUAGCACUUAUGAGCCAGAGUGCUGUGUGACAGGUGGUUCACAACUGUCUAGUAAGUGAAGACUUGAGAGACGAUAUGGUUGACUUGAAUUGAUUUCUGUAUACUUGGGAACUCCAUUUCUCUAAAUAUAAAAUAAUGUGCUUGUGUUUGAGAACAAACUUUAAUUCUUUUGGGUAUUUCUGGUGGUAAUCUGGGAUCAUAAAGCAUGCUAACCAUUUAAGUAAAUAAAAUACUAUUUAUUGUUCAACAGGGAAUAACCACUGGUCCUUAAAAAGACAACUUUCAUGCUAGGUAUUGUCUAUUUAGCAGAAGAUAUGGCUUAUUAACUAAUGUGAUUAUAUCAGAAAUCUAUGAAAUACUGGAAUUCAUAAUGGAUGCUCAAAUUGCUAUACAAUUUCUGUUAGGUCCAACUAAACCAGAAAUCAAUAGGUAUUCAAUAACAUCAGAAAUACUACUAAAACUGGGUCUACUUGCUAACCGAAUCAAAACACUUGUAAAUAAGAAAUGGAGUCUUGUAUCUGAAAAGUACAAGAAGUUUAGAUUUCACCUCCAUGAACUUCAUAACCAUGCAGUAUCUGGUGGUCUUUUAACAGAUAAUUCACAAUUAGAAUCCUCAUUCUAU
Peromyscus leucopus (white-footed mouse) is the source of this 1227-nucleotide messenger RNA. RefSeq names its product keratin-associated protein 27-1. Gene Ontology annotation, cellular component: keratin filament. NCBI's taxonomy places the organism in Eukaryota, Metazoa, Chordata, Mammalia, Rodentia, Cricetidae. The transcript has a single exon. The record is from RefSeq and is a predicted model, not a curated record. The coding region runs from base 47 to 664 and encodes 205 amino acids. Gene Ontology annotation, molecular function: structural molecule activity.